UUCAAUAUUUUAUUUUAGGUGAAUAUCCUGAAACAUUAAUUGAUCCAUCACUUGGUAAUCGUCUUAAUACACUUCGUAAUGCACUUGGAUCAUUUUUACUUGUUACUACUGAUUCAAUUAUUAUACUUGCUAUACGUCCAGUUUAUCAAUAUCGUAGUUUAUAUUAUCCACCAUUACCAUUUAAUGAAGCUAAAAAACAAGCAUUAACUGAUAUUAUUUUUUAUGUACCAUCAUUAAAAAGAAAUGAUAUUGAAAAUACAUUAAAUAUGAAUCUUCCAUUAUUUUUGUCACGUUAUAAUAUAAUAGCAAAUGCAAGUGGACCAAAUCCAUGUACAAAUUAUAUUUGUCCAACAAAUACAAUUUGUCGAUCAACACGUAUUAUUCAACCAUUACCUUAUUCAAUUGAUACAAAUCAAACAUCAUUUGUUGGUAUAAAUGUUGUUGAUUCAGCUGAUUGUGUUAGUUCAACAUAUUCAACAAAUUUUACAAAUACACAAUUUGGAUGUAUUACAUAUACAUUUAAUAAUUUAACAUAUUGUCCAUGUACAUCAUUACAAACAUAUGCACCACUUGGACCAUAUUGUCAAGUGCUUGGUAGAACAUUUAAUGAAAAUGGCGGUGGUUAUGCUGUAUUUGAUGGAAGAACAUUUUCAAAUCGUGCACCAACACGUUUUUCAUUUGAUUUUGCUAUACGAUCACCAAUAAUUGAUGGUUUAAUUUUAUUAUAUGGACGUAAUAUAACACCAAUAAAUGAUUUUUUUUGGACAGCAAUUGAAAUUUAUCAAUCAAGAUUAAGAUUUCAUUUUCGUGAUACAAUACUCGAUGCAACAAAUACGGUACUUAAUGCAUCAACAUGGUAUCAUGUUGAAUAUCAAUAUGUUGAUUCAACAAUUCUUGUUUCAAUAAAUGAUUGUCAAUAUGUAACAACAGUUAAUGAUACAUUAAAUACGUAUGAUUUAUCAAAUAUUCAAUUAUAUCUCGGUGGUUUACCAGUAACUAGUUCAUUAAUGUCUGGUCUUUAUCCAUCAUUAACACAAGUAAAUACAUUUAGUGGUUGUAUAAGAAAUGUUUUAUCAAAUGGCCAUUAUCUUGAUAUGAGUAAAGCAUUAGUAUCAGUAAAUUCUUAUUAUGGUCAAAGUUCGUGCACAUUGACAAAUCCAUAUACAACACCACCAACAUCAAUAACAAUAACAACAACGACAACAACACCAAGACCAACAACAACAGCAACAGCUGGACGUAGCGCCCAUUUUGCAACAUUUCGAUUUAUUUGGAAGUUAGUUGCAGUCGUUUUCAUAAUGAACCUAAACUAA
Molecule: messenger RNA, 1313 nt
Organism: Rotaria sp. Silwood1
Lineage: Eukaryota; Metazoa; Rotifera; Eurotatoria; Philodinida; Philodinidae
Source: the annotation of a GenBank genome assembly